ACACACCCAGCACUCUUCGAUCGGUUACAGCUCUCGACGAGGACGACGACGACGGAGACAAGGAGGAAAGACAACGACGACAAGGACGCCUCUUCCUCCUCCUCAAAUCUUUCUAUUAGAGGUUUUGUGGUUAAGCAUCAAGAAUCUAAAUUGGAAGGAGAACACCAUUUUUUCCAAGUAUUGAGCUAGAGAUAUGGCAGAUGAUGUGCCGACACAUGAUUGCUCAGGAGAUGAGAACUCAGGAGAUGAGAACUUAGGUUAUUGUUUGCAACCUCCUAACCAUCGAGGUCCUACACGGAUGAAGCGGAUAUGCCAAAGAAUGGAUAAAGGUGAAAAAAUAGACCUUGAAGUUAAUGACAAAGGGGAAUACUUUGGAGAUAUGUAUGGAGAGAUGAUAUCGUGGCUUGGAGUUAGAUGUCGACAAACAAUCGGUAUCAAUUAUAAAGACUGGAGAUAUGUGGAUCAAUCGUUGAAGGACAAAAUUUGGAAAGACGUGCAACGUGGUUUCAACGUUCGUGCAGAUUGGAAAAAAGAUUGUCUUAAAAUUGCAGGACGAAUUAUGAAGGAUUUUAAGACAAAAAUGACAUGCGAUGUCAUAAUGCCUUUGGCCAAAGAGAAUAAGGUGAAGGAGCUCGCAAUUCCCCCAAAAAACCAUCCUGAAAUUGAUCAAGAAGAUUGGGUAAAAUUUGUUGCGAGUCGUCUAACACCUGAACAUAUGGCUUUGAGAAAGGCACAAUCUGACCGAGCUUGCCAAAAUACAUCAAGGCACCACUCAGCUCGUAGAGGCAUGGUGACUCUCCGAGAGGAUGUGAAAAAAGAAAUCAAAAUUCAAGAUCCAGCCCGCCAUCAUGUUUGGUUAAAAUCCCGCAAGAAAAAUAAUGUCCUAGUUACGGACUUGGAUAGGGAGAUUGCCGCAAGAAUAGCUGAACUCGAGGAAAAAGUAAACUCAGGUGAAGUUUUGGCCAGUGGUCGGAAUGACAUAUUGACUCAAGCAUUAGGGACACCUGAGCACCCUGGCCGUGUCAGAGCUGCUGGGUAUGCCACUUUCUUGAUUUAA
This is a messenger RNA of Cannabis sativa, 1057 nucleotides long. RefSeq lists its product as uncharacterized. Lineage: Eukaryota; Viridiplantae; Streptophyta; Magnoliopsida; Rosales; Cannabaceae. The transcript is spliced from 7 exons. The record is from RefSeq and is a predicted model, not a curated record. The coding region runs from base 194 to 1057 and encodes 287 amino acids.